Molecule: messenger RNA, 2384 nt
Organism: Eutrema salsugineum
Lineage: Eukaryota; Viridiplantae; Streptophyta; Magnoliopsida; Brassicales; Brassicaceae
Product: jasmonic acid-amido synthetase JAR1
Exons: 5
Coding region: 654-2384 (576 amino acids)
Cellular component (GO): cytoplasm
Molecular function (GO): acid-amino acid ligase activity
Source: RefSeq, a predicted model, not a curated record
CUCACUCUCCUUCAUCGGGAAUUUUAUGCUGUGCGUUUCCAAAUCUCUGUAUUUCGUUUCUUUUGAUCGGGAAAACAAUAGUUUAUCCGGCUCCGACCUCGUUGACUUUUCUCUCUCUAUCUCUCUCUCUCUCUCUUCUUUUUUUAUACUCAGAUAGAUUCCAAAGUUCUCGUCUCUUACUUCUCCUCCUAAUCUGAUAGAUUCCAACUGGGGUCUGAUUGUAACCCUCUGGAAAACUAUUGUGUUCCUCGAAAACAACGGUCUCUUAAUUUGUUGAUUCCUCUUCCUUAAAUUAACUGUUAAGACUAUUGGGAAAUUAUGUUUGGGGAGUGAAUAAAUGGGAGUCAUCGUCAGAGUUGAGUGGUCUUGUUCAUUCUGUUUUGAAUUUGUCUUCCUCCUUCCCUUACGCUUCUCUGACAAAGAGUAUGCGCAGAUUCCGGAAACCGUUUUCCACCUUUUUAAAAAAUCUGCUAAAAAGUUUUCCGACUUCUUUUAAAACUUUCCCUUUCUGGAUUCUCAUAAACAUAAAGAGCUUUAAGUUUCUUCCUUCCUUAUAUUAUCUUUCUUUUUUUUUCUCUCUCUCCCUCUCCUUCUCUUAGCUAUUCUGCAAAUCUGUCAGAAUCUGCCGCCUUUUGCUAAAUCUGAGAAUCUGGAUGUUGGAGAAAGUGGAGAGUUUCAACAUGAACAGAGUAAUCGAUGAAUUCGAUGAAAUGACAAGAGACGCAGAUCAAGUCCAGAUACAGACCUUGAAAGAGAUUCUACAGAAGAACAAAUCCGCCGUUUACUUACAAAACUUUGGAAUCAAUGGAAACACAACAGACCCAGAAGCUUUCAAAGCAUUGGUUCCAUUAGUCACUGAUCUUGACUUAGAGCCUUACAUCAAAAGAAUGGUGGAUGGUGACACUUCACCUAUCCUCACAGGCCAGCCCGUUCCAGCCAUUUCCUUGAGCUCUGGAACUAGUCAAGGCCGUCCAAAGUUUGUUCCUUUCACUGAUGAAUUAAUGGAGAACACAUUGCAACUGUUUCGCACUGCUUUUGCCUUCAGAAACAGAGAAUUUCCAAUAGAUGAGAAUGGGAAAGCUUUGCAAUUUCUGUUCAGCAGCAAGCAGUACAUAUCAACGGGAGGUGUCCCUGUUGGAACCGCAACCACAAACGUUUACCGGAACCCUAAUUUCAAGGCCGGCAUGAAAUCUAUACAGUCCCCUUGUUGUAGCCCCGACGAAGUUAUCUUCAGUCCUGAUGUCCACCAAGCCUUGUACUGCCACCUCUUAUCAGGAGUCCUGUUCCGAGACCAAGUUCAAUACGUCUUUGCUCCUUUCGCUCACGGUAUAGUUCACGCGUUUAGAACCUUUGAACAGGUUUGGGAAGAGAUCGUUACCGAUAUAGAAGACGGCGUCUUAAGCAACCGCAUCACCGUCCCAUCUGUGCGUAACGCAAUGUCGAAGCUGCUCACACCUAACCCUGAGCUAGCAGACACAAUACGCUCCAAAUGCAUGAGUCUUAGCAAUUGGUAUGGGUUGAUUCCUGCUCUCUUCCCCAACGCAAAGUAUGUUUACGGGAUCAUGACUGGCUCCAUGGAGCCGUAUGUGAAAAAGCUGAGACAUUACGCUGCUGAUUUACCUCUUGUGAGCCAUGACUACGGCAGCUCUGAAGGCUGGAUUGCUGCUAAUGUUACUCCGAGCUUGUCUCCUGAGGAAGCUACCUUUGCCGUGAUUCCUAAUCUCGGUUUCUUCGAGUUUCUCCCUGUGUCUGAAACAGGGGAAGAUGGCGAGCUUGAACCCGUCGGUUUAACUGAUGUCAAACUUGGACAAGAGUACGAGGUUGUCAUCACAAAUUACGCAGGGUUGUAUCGAUACCGGCUUGGAGAUGUGGUAAAGAUCAUUGGUUUCUACAACAAAACUCCGCAACUGAAAUUUAUAUGCAGGAGAAACCUAAUCCUCUCGAUCAACAUCGACAAGAACACCGAACGAGACCUUCAGCUUUCCGUGGAAUCAGCAGCAAAGAGACUCUCGGAAGAAAAGAUCGAAGUCAUCGACUUCUCAAGCCACGUCGAUGUCUCGACUGAUCCUGGACACUACGUUAUAUUCUGGGAGAUUUCAGGUGAAACGAACGAAGAUGUUCUCCAAGAUUGCUGCAACUGUUUAGACCGAGGGUUCAUCGAUGCGGGCUAUAUGAGUUCCCGAAAAUGCAAGACUAUUGGAGCGUUGGAGCUGAGAAUUGUCGAGAAAGGAACUUUCAGGAAGGUUCAAGAACAUUUUCUCGGGCUUGGUUCAUCGGCUGGACAGUUUAAGAUGCCAAGAUGUGUGAAGCCAAGUAAUGCCAAGGUUCUGCAAAUUCUGUGUGGGAAUGUGUUGCAUAGUUUCUUCAGCACAGCUUUUGAAUGA